UGUUUCAAAACUUCGCCAGUAGGUACAAAGAAAAUGAGUGCAAAACGCUCCCAACCUGCUUGGGAACCACCAAAGCCUGAGACACCCUCCCCACAGCUUCAGCUGUUCAAUAGCUUGACCAGAACAAAGGAAAUCUUCAUUCCUCAACAAGGGAAGCGAGUCCUGUGGUACAGCUGUGGGCCUACUGUUUACGACUCCUCACACAUGGGCCAUGCUCGGUCCUACAUUUCACUUGACAUCUUGAGAAGAGUACUCCAAGGAUACUUUGGCUAUGAUGUCUUCUACGUGCUGAAUGUCACUGAUAUUGAUGAUAAGAUCAUCAAGCGAGCAAGGCAGCAGCACCUCCUGCAGGCAUACUGUAAAGAGAACCAUCCUUUACCAGUCCUUCUUGGGCACUGUCUCAAAGCCAUGGAGAGUCUUCUUGAAGCUGCCCAAGAUCCCCUUUCUGAGUGGCUGGAUGAAGAGAAGGGUCUAGAAGUAACAGAUAAUUCUAUAUUUAAUGAUCUACCCUGCCGCUAUGAAGAAGAGUUCUUCCAAGACAUGUCUGCAUUGAAUGUCUUGCCACCAGAUGUGGUGACACAUGUCAGUGAAUACAUCCCUGAGAUCAUCGACUACAUCCAGGAGGUUGUGAGAAGGGGCUUUGGAUAUGAAUCUCAUGGUUCUGUGUACUUUGAUGUAGCAGCUUUUGACUCACACCCAAAUCAUCAUUAUGCAAAGCUGGUACCUGAAGCAUAUGGAGAUUCCCAGGCACUUCAGGAGGGAGAAGGUGUUUUGAGUGUCAGUGGAGACCGAUUGGGAGAAAAGCGAAAUGCAAACGACUUUGCCCUGUGGAAAGCCUCAAAGGCAGGAGAACCAAAGUGGGAAUCACCUUGGGGUUUGGGUCGCCCAGGCUGGCAUAUUGAAUGUUCUGUCAUGGCAUCAGUCAUCUGUGGGUCAUCUCUGGACAUUCACUCUGGUGGUUAUGACCUCAAGUUCCCCCAUCAUGACAAUGAACUGGCUCAGGCAGAGGCCUACUUUGGGAACAAUGAUUGGGUCAGGUAUUUCCUGCACUCAGGCCACCUGACGAUUGCUGGCUGCAAGAUGUCCAAAUCCCUCAAGAACUUCAUAACCAUCAAGGAUGCAUUGCAGAGGCAUUCAAGUCGACAGCUGAGGCUUCUCUUUCUUCUUCAUUCUUGGAAGGACACACUGGACUUCAGCUCCAAUACCAUGGACAUUGCCAUUGCAUACGACAAGAUGCUGAAUGAAUUCUUCUUAAAUGUGAAAAAUCUCCUCAGAGGAAAACAAUUGACAGAAAGUUCCUUCUAUGAGAAAUGGGGAGAAGCAGAACUUCAUUUGAAUACUGCCUUUGGAACAUGCAUGGACCGUGUUCAUGGAGCACUGUGUGAUAGUGUUGACACCCGGGAGACCUUGGACACCAUCAGGGAAUUGAUAUCUAUAUGUAACUUGUACAUACUUGAGAGGACCAAGAGUUCUUGCACCCCAAAUCGAGUUCUUCUCAGACGUAUUGCUCUGUAUGUCACCCGCCUUUUCAGGAUGUUUGGUGUCAUACCUUCUAUGGAUGAAGAUCAGAUAGGAAUCCCAGUUGGAGAUUCCUCCACCAAAAAUCUGGAGGAGCAGGUAAUGCCCUAUAUAACAACUCUGGCAGACUUCAGAGAAAAAGUAAGAACAAAGGCAAGAGGUGCCAAGGCUACGGAAGUGUUGCAGUUGUGUGACGAGCUCAGAGAUGACAUCCUGCCCAACAUUGGUGUGCGCUUGGAGGAUCGAGAAGGUGGAUUUCCUGUUUCCAGAGACACAACAGCUGUGAAGCUGGUUGAUCGGGAGACACUGCUCAAGGAGAGAGAGCAGAAGAAGCGGUUGGAGGAAGAGAAGCAAGCGGAGAAGGAAAGGAAACGGUUGGAAAAGUUGGCACUAGAUGAGGCCAAGGUAGCCCAGCGCAAGAUCCCCCCUUGGGAGAUGUUCCGUGGGGAAACUGACAAGUAUUCCCAGUUUGAUGAAAAGGGCAUUCCAACGCAUGAUGCAACCGGGAAGGAGCUGAGCAAAGGACAGGUGAAGAAGUUGCAGAAACUUCAUGCCACACAAGAGAAGAAGUAUGAGGAAUACGUGAAGUCUGCCGGCCGAAGCCCCUCCUCCCCAUCCCAAAAUGGGCCCCUGUGAUUCCAGAUUUACUGUCAUGAUCGCCUUGAUUGGAGAUGACUGGAGAAUCCAUCCUUUCCCUUGAAGACGGAUUAUGUUGAUGCAUUGUGUUGAUCCAAUUUGUGAAGUGGUUUGCUGCUUGUAAUUUAUUCCAUUACUUGAGAAGAGAAAUCUGGAAUUAUGGAA
This is a messenger RNA of Darwinula stevensoni, 2319 nucleotides long. Lineage: Eukaryota; Metazoa; Arthropoda; Ostracoda; Podocopida; Darwinulidae. The record is from the annotation of a GenBank genome assembly.